CAUCCUCCAGAGGGAUGGGUCACUCUCUACUUCAAAAUGUUUGAGUACGGCCUCAGACUUCCCCUUCACCCUUUUGUCCAAGAAUUUCUCUUCCGGACUGGGUUGGCUCCGGCUCAAGUGGCCCCCAAUGGGUGGGGUGUCAUUUUCGCUUUGGCCAUCCUCUUUUGGCUWCGAGCUCGGGAUAGUGAGGAGGCCGAGCUGUUGGACGUAGACCAGCUCCUCGCGUGCUUCGAGGCGAAAAGGAUAGCUAAGAAGCCUGGUCGGUUCUAUAUGUGCGCAAGGAAAGGCGCAGGCGGUAUAGUUAAGGGGCCGACCUCCAUCAAGGGAUGGGUGAGGAAGUGGUUCUACGCUUCGGGGGAAUGGCUCGCAAAGGACGAGUCAGGUCGUUCCUUCUUUGACGUCCCCACUAGGUUUGGGAACCUAGUUUCAAUCCGACCAGUCCCCGAGCUUACGCAGGCCUCCUUCGAUACUCUGAAAUACUACAAGGAGCGCUUUCCGAGGGGUAGGAAGGUCGGAACCCUGGUGACUGACGAAYUGCUGCUUGAGUCCGGGCUGCUAGAUUACAACCCUGCAGUUCGUCCCAUYGAAUYCUCWAGGCCGAACUCURAACUUGCCAUGGUUUGCAGAUUUGCAAGCGGCGUGAAGCGCAAGUCUAAGGGCCGAGCCCAUGCUCUUGAGGCUGCCCAGAGUUCGAAACCUCCCACCCCUGCCGUGGUAGGGCCUGCCUCGGAAGAUCCAGCCCCGGUGAUCGAGCUGGAGUCUUCUGGGGGUCCCUCGAGGGAGAAGCGCCCCAGGGAUCAGACCGAGGCGGUGGACGCCCAGACCGAGGCGGCGGACGUCCCGCCUUUGGGCGAGGGGGCUGAUUACGCUUGUUUACAUGCGUAA
This is a messenger RNA of Momordica charantia (bitter melon), 885 nucleotides long. The record is from RefSeq and is a predicted model, not a curated record. NCBI's taxonomy places the organism in Eukaryota, Viridiplantae, Streptophyta, Magnoliopsida, Cucurbitales, Cucurbitaceae.